Molecule: messenger RNA, 2966 nt
Organism: Malania oleifera
Lineage: Eukaryota; Viridiplantae; Streptophyta; Magnoliopsida; Santalales; Ximeniaceae
Exons: 20
Coding region: 169-2670 (833 amino acids)
Biological process (GO): negative regulation of DNA recombination; mismatch repair
Molecular function (GO): mismatched DNA binding; ATP-dependent DNA damage sensor activity; endonuclease activity
Source: RefSeq, a predicted model, not a curated record
CCUAAAUUCCAAGGUUCCCAACCGCAAUCCCAAUUCCCAAACCCCCAACCGGAUAUUGUGUGUGGCACCGAAGCUUGUGUCUCUCUAAACCCCCAAGGCCCGAAUUCCCUCCGCCUUCGCCACCUCAAGGAUCCCGCUACUUCCUUCAAGUUCAAGAGCAGACGCAGCAUGCUUUCGUCCGAAGUAGUUGGAAACCGCAGCAUCAUCACCGUUGCCACCAUACCAUUACCUUCACCUGCCAGUCCAAGGCCUGCCCCUAGUAGUAGGUCUGUCCGGUUCAAGACUCAAGCCUUCGUCAACCUGCCCUUCUCCUCAGUUUCAGUUUCAGGGGACGGUAACAAGAAAUCUUCCGUCAUUCACGACAGUCUCAGGCUGCUGGAAUGGGACAAGGUCUGCGACUACGUAGCUUCUUUUGCCGGUACUUCCUUGGGUCGCGAAGCCACCAAGGCCCAGUUAUGGAAUCUGAAUAGGACCUACGAACAGAGUCUGAAAUUGUUAGAUGAAACCACUGCCGCCGUGCAAAUUCUCAAGCACGGCGGUUGCAGCAUGGACUUCUCCACCGUUGACGUUGUUCUGGUGAAAUCAGCCAUCCAACAUGCUCGGAGGGGUCUACUGGUGGAUGGCAAGGAAGCAUUGGCUAUUGUAGCAUUGCUAAAUUUUGCCAAAACUUUGCAGUACAAUCUCAAAAUUGCAAUCAAGGAAGAUGCAGAUUGGUACAAACGUUUCAUGCCUCUCACGGAAGUGAUAACCAAAAUGAUUGUAAAUCAAUCAUUAAUUAAGUUUAUACAGGAGGUCAUAGAUGAAGAUGGCUAUGUGAAAGACUCUGUGAGCUCCAACUUAAAACAAGCACGCAAUCAAGUGCGGACACUUGAAAGAAAGAUAUAUUUGUUGAUGGGCAACUUGAUAAAUGAUGAUGUGCAUAAAACAUCUCCUCUGGAAGUUCGUAAUGUUGAUGGAAGAUUAUGUAUCAAAUCUGAUACUGAUCAGCCUAGAAGUUUGAAGGGCCUAUUGUUGUCUAGUGGAUCAGGUGUUGGAAGCAUAGUAGAGCCACUCUUUGCUGUUCGAUUAAAUGAUGAGUUGCAACAAGCAAGAGCACUAGUUGCAAAGGUUGAGGCUGAUGUGUUGUCAAAGUUAACCGCAAAGUUACAAAGGGAUCUUAAUGAAAUCGAAGCAUUAUUGGUCAAUAUUAUUCAACUGGAUGCGAUCAAUGCUCGAGCAAUCUAUAGUCUUUCUUAUGGAGGUACCUGUCCUGAUAUAACUUUCCCAGAAAACAGUAGCGCAUCUUUUACUGGCAGAGGGCCGUUAUCAGGAAAUGAAGCUUUGAAGGCUUCGCACCCAACAGAGAGGGAAUGGAUGCUGUAUCUUCCAAAAGCAUACCAUCCUAUUUUAGUUUGGCAGCAUCAUCAAAUUCUGCAGAAGGCCAGGAAAGAUCUUCAUAAUGCUACUGCUGAAAUUAGAUGGAGAAAACUACAAGGGGUGAACAUGUCCCAGGAUGAAGAAACAGAUGCAAAUCCUUCCCAUUUGGAGAUGCAGGUUAGCACAUUGGAGCAAGCUCACCCAGUUCCAGUUGAUUUUUUUAUUGCUCAUGAUACUCGAGUAUUGAUUAUAACAGGCCCUAAUACGGGGGGCAAAACCAUUUGCUUGAAGACAGUUGGAUUGGCUGCUAUGAUGGCUAAAUCAGGCCUUUAUGUUUUAGCUUCUGAGCCUGUACAAAUCCCUUGGUUUGAUUCCAUUUUUGCUGAUGUUGGUGAUGAACAGUCCUUGUCCCAAUCUUUGUCUACCUUCUCUGGCCACUUGAAACAAAUUAAUGACAUUCAGGCACAAUCAACAAAUCGGUCAUUGGUGCUGCUUGAUGAAGUUGGUGCAGGGACAAAUCCCCUCGAAGGAGCAGCACUGAGCAUGUCACUAUUGGAAUCUUUUUCUCAGGCAGGUGCCCUGCUGACAGUAGCUACAACACAUCAUGGCGAACUCAAAACCCUUAAGUACUGUAAUGGUGCCUUUGAAAAUGCGUGUAUGGAGUUUGACGAAGUGAAGUUAAAGCCAACUUAUAGGAUUCUUUGGGGAGUUCCAGGGCGUUCAAAUGCAAUCAACAUUGCUGAUAGGUUAGCUCUGCCCAAAAAAGUUUUAGAUAAUGCUCGUGAAUUUUAUGGAACAGCUAGUGCAGAGAUUAAUGAGGUGAUAAUUGAUAUGGAAAGGUUCAAGCAAGAUUUUCAAGAGCAUUUUAAUGAAGCACAGCACUAUCUGAUGCUUUCAAGAGAUCUUUAUGAAAAUCUGUUGGUAACUGAGAGGAAGAUUAUUGAUCAUGGCACUGAUCAACUACGCAUAAAAAUGCAAAAACUAUGUGAGGCUGCAACUACGGCACAUUCUUCCUUCCAGGUCAAAGCGCGAAAGCUCCGUGCAUCUGCAACCCAACCUUCCAAGCCUCAGACAAGGGAUAAUAUCCAGCAGAUAUCAGCAAUAAAUAGCCAGCAUACUACAUCCGAUAUCAAUGAACAUUUUACAUCAGAUGAGAAGAGAAUUAAACUACCCAAAGUUGGUGAUGUGGUGCAUGUUUCUUUCCUUAAAAAGAAAGCCAGAGUCUUAGAAGUGGCACCGUCUAAAGAAGAGAUGGUAGUACAAGUGGGUAACAUGAAGUUGAAGUUAAAUCUAAUCGACAUUGAAACCCAUUAGGUAAGUAAGAAUGGAAGUACGUCUGCUUUGAUGCAUAAAUUUAUUCUUAAUGCACAAAUAGAUUAGAACAGGCUUUAUUCUUGCCCUUUUUGCUGCUGUGAUGAGUGCUCCAACAUGUUGAGAGUUUAUUUUGGUCUAUACUUCACUCCAACCAAGCUGAGAAGUAUAAUAGUCAUGGUUGGAUGUAUUCAGCUAGAUCUUUACUAAUUAAAUAUGUCGUAAGGUUAGACAUGGAGAUGAGAAUAAGAGAAGGAGAAAAGAAUAGUGAAAAGUCAGGGCAAUAGUUUCCUGGAGCA